Messenger RNA from Trichobilharzia szidati, 844 nucleotides. The record is from the annotation of a GenBank genome assembly. NCBI's taxonomy places the organism in Eukaryota, Metazoa, Platyhelminthes, Trematoda, Strigeidida, Schistosomatidae.
AUGCCGGAACAACCGACAGAUUAUCGUGUAGCUGUAUUUGGUUCCGGUGGAGUUGGUAAAACAUCCCUUGUACUUCGUUUUGUACGUGGAACAUUUCGUGAAACAUACAUUCCGACAAUAGAGGAUACUUACAGACAGGUCAUCAGUUGUAAUCGACAAGUGUGUACAUUACAGAUCACCGAUACAACCGGCAGUCAUCAAUUCCCUGCUAUGCAACGGUUAAGCAUCACUAAAGCUCAUGCAUUCAUCCUUGUCUAUUCAAUAACCAAUAAAGCAUCGUUCGAUGAAUUACAACCAUUGUACACUGAACUAGCACUAAUCAAAAUGGAUGAAUUACCCAAAGUACCGAUUAUGCUAGUUGGCAAUAAAGUUGACGAGAAUGAUAAUCGUGAGGUGAGCACUGCACACGGUAGAGCAUUAGCUCAAAAAUGGAAAUGUGGAUUUAUGGAAACCUCAGCGAAAUCAAAUUUCAACGUGAAAGAAGUAUUUCAAGAACUAUUGAAAAUGGAAACUCGACGUAAUAUGACACUAGUUGGUGAAAAUAAAUCACGAUCACGAUUUUCCUUUUUAUUUAAACGUCGUGUCAAUGAAAAUCAAACAAAUGAAACAAUUGGUGUACUUAGUGGGAAUAAUUUUAACCCCAGUGCUAGUGGUUCCACUUCAAUUAUUGAUGCACUCGAUAUGCCAACACAGUUAAGUACUACUACAAGUACCCAGCGGAAUACACAAUCAGAAGAGGCUACUACAUCGGCUACUACUACACCGAGUAUCAAAAAGACUUCCUCCUCAAAGUUAAAAAGAUUUUUAAGCAUUAAAGCCACUUCAGAAGCUAAUACAAACCUGA